Molecule: messenger RNA, 417 nt
Organism: Trypanosoma brucei brucei TREU927
Lineage: Eukaryota; Euglenozoa; Kinetoplastea; Trypanosomatida; Trypanosomatidae
Exons: 1
Coding region: 1-417 (138 amino acids)
Source: RefSeq, a predicted model, not a curated record
AUGAAAGGAUGCAGAGGAAAAGGAGGGGGAAAAGUGUUCCCGUUGUUGCCUACUUCCUUUCCACAAUCCUCUUCUCUUUCUUCCUUUCCUACGUGUACUAUUUUCCCAGUGAUUCACUAUCAUUUUUUCUUUUUCUUUUUUUUUUUUAAUGGUUAUUUGUUUUUUGUUCAUUCACAAGAAAAAAAUCAUUUUCUUGUUUUUUUUUCCGAUGUUGUUGCUGUUGUUAUUGUUAUUGUUAUUGUUAUUGUUGUUGUUUUGUUUUCGAGACAAUCCCUACGGAGAAUUAUCACACCUCUUUUUUUUCUUUUUUUUUUUGUAUCAUUUUUUUUGUUUUUACAACCUAAAUUAUUAAAGGAGUGUGUGUGUGUGUGUGUGUGGAAGGAGGAGAGGAGGAGAGGGGGAGAAAGAAAUAAAUAG